This is a messenger RNA of Bacidia gigantensis, 1038 nucleotides long. RefSeq lists its product as uncharacterized. The transcript has 2 exons. The coding region runs from base 1 to 1038 and encodes 345 amino acids. The record is from RefSeq and is a predicted model, not a curated record. Lineage: Eukaryota; Fungi; Ascomycota; Lecanoromycetes; Lecanorales; Ramalinaceae.
AUGACAGAAUCUUCAAAUUACUGGACGUUUCGCUUUCGCCUUGCGAAGAUUGAGCAUUGGUGGUGGACAUUGGUCCAUGUCGGCAAGAUCAAACCCACCCCCUCCGACUGGUACGGUUGGCGGCUCUGGCCCACUAAUGGCCUCUCCUACGAUCCUACAGAUAUUCUACGUAAUGUCGACUUUUCUCGUUCUAAAUUAUUGGAAGCAUCUGCCGAUGAUCAGAGUAAAUUCAUCUAUGAUAAUGGUGACACAGAUCCGCAGGAUGUUUCGCUGCUUUGGGGAAAAGAGCAGGGUUUUCGGAGACGGGUAUCAAGAGCGACCUCCAGCAUGCCGAGUGGCCUUCUUCAAUCACGUCCGUUCACAGUCGAUGGCUACUCAGGUGAUGGUCUAUGCCUUGCGAUGGGCAUUCUUGGGCGAAACAAAGGUCUGAAUCCCCGUAACUUGGUCUUCAAUAUUGUCAAAGGCGUCACAGGCAGCCUCGAGAAUUUUGGGACUUGGGCCCCUCGUCCAAAUAAAGUACUUCGCAGCUAUUAUUGGAAAGUGAUGGACCAACAAUAUAGUGGGCUUGGGCCAUCGUAUGUUGCGGCAGCCACAGAAAUCGCUUUGCUCAUGAAGGACAUACCCCAUUCUGCAAUGAAGGCCUGGUUACAAGCUGGUCUGGAGCACCAAUCUAUGACAGCAAAUCAAGUGUUGCGCAACAUUAAGAGCAACAAUAGAAGUGCGGAACUACGUGCCCAUUAUGAAUCCAGCUAUGUGUCGAUGAUCAUGUCACUAAAUUAUAUGCCCAGCAAUGCCUAUAAUGCAUCUUCACGAGAUGUCACGAUCUCAAGGCCUGACCUCACUUGUCUAGGAUUGCUACUGAAGGCGAGAGAUGAGCCCAAGCCAGCGUGGUGGAAUGAUCCCCAUAUUCAGGAUGCUCGAAAGGUAGAGAUCAGUACGUUAGAAGGCAGACAUUGGAAGCCGUCAGUGGCUCUAUUACUUGGUCUGUCUGAAUGGCCUCAAGGGUUUGAAGAUAAUCCAUCAAAUUGGGGGACUUAG